AUGCCUUUCAAGUGGGAUGCCGAGUCAGAACGGAACCUGCUUAUUGCCGCUAUUGGUGAAAUGUCGGCACCACCUACCACAAUCUGGCCUGCUGUUGCGGAAAGACUAGGACAUGGUCUCAACGGCAACGCUUGCAGCCAAAAGUUCUACAAGCUGAAGAAGGAGUCCGAAAAGCUACUCGGCGAAAAUGAUACAAACACAGCGCCAAAAACUCCCAAGACGAGCGCGCGCAAGACAAAUCCUUCAAGCACCGGCACCAAGCGCAAACGCCGCGCUCCCGAGGAAGCUGAAACACCCACGAAAUUGGCCAAGAAAGAAGAAACUCCAUCCAAGAGCAGUGUCAAGCAGGAACUCGAUGACGAUGUGAAGGUCAAGCCUGAACACGUUUCGGACAACGAAUAUCCCGGCGAUGAAUAA
Molecule: messenger RNA, 417 nt
Organism: Exophiala dermatitidis NIH/UT8656
Lineage: Eukaryota; Fungi; Ascomycota; Eurotiomycetes; Chaetothyriales; Herpotrichiellaceae
Exons: 2
Coding region: 1-417 (138 amino acids)
Source: RefSeq, a predicted model, not a curated record